This is a messenger RNA of Diceros bicornis minor, 2138 nucleotides long. It is a transcript of the gene TAT, whose product is annotated as tyrosine aminotransferase. The record is from RefSeq and is a predicted model, not a curated record. The transcript is spliced from 11 exons. Gene Ontology annotation, molecular function: pyridoxal phosphate binding; L-tyrosine:2-oxoglutarate transaminase activity. NCBI's taxonomy places the organism in Eukaryota, Metazoa, Chordata, Mammalia, Perissodactyla, Rhinocerotidae. Gene Ontology annotation, biological process: aromatic amino acid catabolic process; biosynthetic process. Bases 1 to 1365 code for a protein of 454 amino acids.
AUGGACCCAUGCGUGAUUCAGAUGACUGGCAGUGGCAACCUGCCCUCAGUUCUGGAUGUGCAUGUCAACAUCAGUGGGAGAAGCUCUGCGCCAGGAAAAAUGAAAGGCAGGAAGGCCAGAUGGGCCGUGAGGCCCUCGGACCUGUCCAACAGAACUUUCAAUCCCAUCCGGGCCAUUGUGGACAACAUGAAGGUGAAGCCAAACCCAAACAAAACCAUGAUUGCUCUGUCAAUUGGGGACCCUACUGUGUUUGGAAACUUACCUACAGACCCUGAAAUUAUCCAAGCGUUGAAAGAUGCCCUGGACUCGGGGAAGUAUAACGGCUAUGCCCCCGCCAUUGGCUACCUAUCCAGUCGGGAGGAGAUUGCUUCUUAUUACCACUGUCCCAAGGCACCUCUGGAAGCUAAGGAUGUUAUCCUGACAAAUGGCUGCAGUCAGGCUAUUGACCUUUGUUUAGCUGUGUUGGCCAAUCCAGGGCAAAACAUCCUAGUUCCGAGACCGGGUUUCUGUCUCUACAGGAGUUUGGCUGAAUCUAUGGGAAUUGAGGUCAAACUCUACAAUUUAUUGCCAGAGAAGUCUUGGGAAGUUGACUUGAAACAACUGGAAUCUCUGAUUGAUGAAAAGACAGCUUGUCUCGUUGUCAAUAAUCCAUCAAACCCCUGUGGGUCAGUGUUCAGUAAAAGUCAUCUCCGGAAAAUUCUGGCAGUGGCUGCAAGGCAGUGUAUCCCAAUCUUAGCAGAUGAGAUCUACGGAGAUAUGGUGUUUUCGGAUUCCAAAUUUGAGCCUCUGGCCACCCUCAGCAGCAACGUCCCCAUCCUGUCCUGUGGAGGGCUGGCCAAGCGCUGGCUGGUUCCCGGCUGGAGGUUGGGCUGGAUCCUCAUCCAUGACCGAAGAGACAUUUUUGGUAAUGAGAUCCGAGAUGGGCUAGUGAGGCUGAGUCAGCGGAUCCUGGGACCCUGCACCAUUGUCCAGGGAGCUCUGAAAAACAUCCUGCGUCGCACCCCUCAAGAGUUCUACCACAACACUCUGAGCUUCCUCAAGUCCAAUGCUGAUCUCUGCUACGGUGCGUUGGCUGCCAUCCCUGGACUCCGACCAGUCCACCCUUCUGGGGCCAUGUACCUCAUGGUUGGAAUUGAGAUGGAACAUUUCCCAGAAUUUGAGAAUGAUGUGGAGUUCACGGAGCGCUUAGUUGCUGAGCAAUCCGUCCACUGCCUCCCGGCCACGUGCUUUGAGUACCCGAGUUUCUUCCGAGUGGUAAUCACAGUCCCUGAAGUGAUGAUACUGGAGGCCUGUAGCCGGAUCCAGGAGUUCUGUGAGCAGCACUACCAUUGCGCUGAGGGGAGCCAGGAAGAGUGUGACAAAUAGGUCCCAGCCCCUUCUCCUGAGUAUGUGUCCCAUCUGGGGAGGGCUGGAUUGGGCCCUGCUGCUCCUCAGGGAGUCAGGCACCCCUACUGUGAGAGGGGUCUCAAAAAUACCUUUUGUCAAGGGUUCAGAAUUGCUCCUGCUUUCCCCCAACUAUAUCCACAUGCACACUCUGAAUCCCAGAUUCUCUUCUGGCUCUGCUCUGCUGGAGUGACUCACUAAUUCGUUAGUCUGCCCCACUCCCAUACGCCUUCCUCCUUUUUUCUUGAGUAUCAGGUGAACAAAGUUUACCUGAAAGCAGUAAAGACAAGAUAAUUAAGAGCUCACAAUGAGAGAAACAAAAGAUUGAGAGAACUUGUGCCCCAACCACUUCUUCGUACUCUAAGAACACAUUCUCUCCAGUCAGAUCUGAAGCCCAACUCUGUUACGGCCUGACUUCAGGUAUACUUCACUUUAUGAAAUAGAGCUACAACAAAAGAAGCUGGGGACACAUGUAUUUGGUUAAUUACAUUCUAAACACGUUAGGAAAAUUUGCUAAUUUGAAGGAUCCCUUACAGGAACCUUUUCGUUAUUUUUUUUGAAAGAAUUAUUUUGUGAUGUGAAUAAAUAUCCUUUAAUUGAUCAACCUUCUAAAUUUAGCUAUGUUUGUAUCAGGCUUUCUUAAAAUGAGGGCACAUCUGUACCAAAAAAUGGAGAAAUCAGAGGACCUUCCAGAAAUACUGCUGUGUAAAGGCCAGAAAUAUCCUCACUUACUGUUAUAGAAUCAUUAUUACUUU